Messenger RNA from Papaver somniferum (opium poppy), 1284 nucleotides. RefSeq lists its product as uncharacterized. The record is from RefSeq and is a predicted model, not a curated record. The transcript is spliced from 9 exons. Lineage: Eukaryota; Viridiplantae; Streptophyta; Magnoliopsida; Ranunculales; Papaveraceae. The coding region runs from base 347 to 919 and encodes 190 amino acids.
AAUUUUCUCCGCCUCCCUCACUCGGAAGGAAACCCUAACUCACAAAAUUCACUUUUCUCUUUCACCCUCUAUGUGCAAAAACUAGUAGAUCGAUUGUAUCUCUGUACAAAAACUAGUAGAUCGAUUAGUCACAGUUUCUAUAAUGGUUAGGGUAGAUUGAAUUAGUACUGUUUUGUUAAUUGCUUAUCAGGAAUUAGUACUGUUUUGUUAAUUUGUCUCAAGUCUCAAGAAGAAAAGGAAGUUCAGUUCUGGAGGUCAAUUUUGGCGACCGAAUCGUUUUAGGGUUUUGAAAUCGAUCAUACUUGUGAAAUUAUAGUUUACUAUUGGGAUGAAUUAAAGAGAAAUCAUGGAUGUUGAUUCAGAGCCAACAAUGGAGGAAACCAUUUUGGUAGGUGAUGAUUUAAUGACAGGACCACCAUCACCUAUCAUACCUCCAGAAAUUGCUUCUCAUGUUCUUGAAGGUGUUGAAACUUGUGAUGGGAUUCUUAGGAAUUUCUUCCUAUGUUUGCAAAUCAAUGAUAUUGAACCAUUUUUCCAAGAUGAGAUUGUUAUAUACAAACAAUGUGUCGAUAAACGGGAUAAGAUACUAAGGCAACGGCUUCGAGAGAGUGAACAUAAAUUGGGUCUUUCAAUGCCAUUAGAUGAUGCCAAAGAUAGAGCUACUCAACUUCAAUCAGAGGUCACAUCAUUUGAGAGGCGCUUAAUUCUUGCAAGUGGAGCUGAAGGGAUGGAUGGGUUUCUCCAGAGAUGGAGUUUGCAUGGACGCCUUGAAGACACUAAAAAAAGAUUAGACUCUUUAAAGCAGGGAAUGGAGAAGAGAGAAAAUAAGGAAGAUCCAACAAGUUCAACCACCACUAAGAAAGUUUGGUUCCUUACCUGGCUGGGCUUGAUGCUGCUUCCCUCUCAUUUGAUUCAAUGACUACAAGUCUUGGCGAAUGCGGUGCUUGGUUAUUCCAGGAGACAAUACACAAUUGCACAACUUAUGAUCAACAUAAUGAGAAUGCCAAGACUAAGAAGAAGAGUAGGAGGAGUACUAACUAAAGCUUCUUAUCAGUACCAUGAGGAACAAGGAAUCGAAAAGUAAUAUGUGGAGUAGCAAGAGAAUGAAGACUGCAUUGCAUCCUUGUUAUUAAGAGAAGUAGUGGAGAUAGUUUUGUAGUUAAAACGUUUUCUUUUGCAUGUCUUGUGGAGUUGGUGUUUUUGUAGAGUUAUGCUCACCUCUUUCCUUGAUCAUGAUAUGAGACGUUUAACAUAUUAAUAAAAGUAAUUGGAAUCAAUUUUAAU